This is a messenger RNA of Vitrella brassicaformis, 3008 nucleotides long. The record is from the annotation of a GenBank genome assembly. NCBI's taxonomy places the organism in Eukaryota, Vitrellaceae.
GCCGUUGGAACAACGAUUGAUUCAUGGUGGUGUCACAACAAAGGAAAGGACCAUUGUCUGUCAGGGCAUGGCCAUGCAGUGAGGUGCCGCAUGCAUCGCGGACCCUGGAUGCACACACGAUCCGAAAAAGUACCACAGCCUCACUGCCUGCCUCGAUUGGUGCAAACACAGCACCAUAGCCUAGGUAGGCAUCACGCAGGCAUAGCGAUCACCUUCUCCCAGCUGCACUGCUGCCGCUGGCAGCCGACUUGGCUCCCCCGCCUCCCCCCCGAGCAGCGGGUCUGUCAAGCGAGCCGGCGCCCUUCAUGCCGGCCAUCCGGUGCAUGUCCUUGGCGCUCUGCUUGUCCUUCUGAGCCCACGCCGCCGUCCAGUCCGUCGUGUCGACGUCCGUGAGGUGCGUGUGCUUGGUGCGACCCGUGUGGCCCCAUUGACCUAAUGUGAAGUGCAGUGCACACACAUCACGUCCGCACAAUUACAUGAUAGAGCACAUGGAUGGAUGGAUGGAUGGAUGAGUGUGUGUGUGACGCCUGUCAGGACCUCUUCUCAGCUGCAUGGGCUUGGGCAGCAGGUUCUUGUCGACAGUGUCGUCACUGCACACAGACGGACGGACGGACACAGACAGAACAAACAAACGGGGGUACACAACACACAGGGGCUUCCUUCUUUGUCUGUCUGUUGUGCUGUGUGUGUAUGUUGUGCAGGCAGGUUGGCUUACGCGGUGGGCGCCUGGAAGUCCCUGAGGUAGAGCUCCUCUUCACCCUUCUGUGCCUUGUCCAUGAAGAACGCACCCUAUCAGACAGACACACAGACAGACAAGCCGGCAUAGACAGAGAGGGAGGGAGGGUACGUGGCGUAUGUGUGUGUGGUUGGUUGGUUGGUUACCCUACCUACCUUGUGGUAGUAUUUCUGCAUGAAUGUGAAUUUGUGUUUCUUCUCCUGUCGGGGUGCGAGUGCGUCGAGUCGCUUGUCGUCCUCCAGCCGCUCCUCCUCAGUCAUGUUGCGCCGACGCUCCACCUCGGCCAACUGCACACGCAUACAAUACACCCAACACACACAUGUAGUUAUUGUGGCGUGUGUUGUGUUGUCGGUGACGUCACUCACGCACCUCUUUGGCCCUCUCUUCGCGCUCCUCCUUGUCCCGUUUGAUGCGUCGCAGCUCUCGUAUCCGCCACAUCUCAUACUGACACACAGAAAACAAACAGGCAUGCACCGCACCCACACACCCGAUAAGCACACACGGCGGUUGCCUGCGUAUGUGUGUAUAAUGUGUAUUAGCCACCUCACCUCCUCCUGUUCGUUGUCCUCAUCGUUGUCGUCGGGCAUCUCCUGCAGGCAGGAAAACCAGACAGACCAAACCACAGCAGCGAGCGCACGUGCAUUGGCAUACACCUGGGAUUUGUUUGGCUGGCUGCGCGUCUGUGGCGUCCGUCGUGUUGGUUGGUAGGCAGGUACCUACCUGGUCCGAGAGUUCGUGUUCAGCCUUGGCUGAUGCGGCCAUCUCCUCCUCACGACGAAUCUGCAGCCACACAGGCAGGCAGGCAGCCAUGAACCUUGAGGUGGUGGUGGAUAGAUAGAUCGUGAGAUGCGUCCCGUGUCAAUGUGUGUGGAGUGCUGGACGGACGCACUGACGUACCGUUUCGACGAGCAUGUGCUUGCUCUCCCUCUGCCUGUCCACAAGCUGCACACACCCACACACACCAAGCACCACGCACCAAAAGCCGGCCGGUGAGCAAUCAAUGCAGCAAUGAAGGGUUCUUCUCCCUCCGUCAUUUGCUGGCUCCCUACCUUUUGUCUGUGCUCCUCCUCUCGCGCGAUCUCCUCAGCCUGCAUCAACACACCAAACACAAGAACCGCCACAGACAGACAGGCAGUCACAUGACGCCAAACGCGCCAAUGCCGGCGUAGGUACCUCAAGCAAUUCUCUUUCUCUGACGGUUUCCCUUUUCUUCUUUGGGACGAAGACGGGUUUGUGUCUGGCGUUUAGCUGGCGCUCUGCCUCUGAGUCAGUCUCGUACUCGCUCUCCUCAUCCUCCUCGUCAUCGUCCUCAGCCUCCGCCGCCAUCGCCUCCUCCUCCUCCUUGCGACGCUGACGGACGGACGGACGGAUGCCAUCCCACACAGACAGACAGACAGACAGGCAUGGCGGUGGAUGACAUUUCUGCACAGGUACCUGCAGAGCGGCCUGUCUGAUCCGCUCGCGCCGCAUCUCUAUCUCCUUGUCCUCGUCAAUGGCCUCCCUGUCCUCAUCCGCCUUACCCUCAGCCCCCGAACUGAUGACGACCGCCUCGGCCUGCCUCUCACGCCUGCUGCUGGCGGCGGGGGCCUUGUCGAGGCUGAUGGGCUCGUCGGCGGUGCUGAGCACGGCCGCCUCGCGGAUCUGACGGUGACGGGCGAGGCGGUCUUGGGCGCCCGACCCGCCCUCCUCACGCUCAGCUGCACCACACAGACACAGAGAGCCGAGGUAUCAGUAUCAGAAAACGAGACAUCGACAAAUGGGUGUGUUGUGGUGCAUGAAGGAGCAGGUGUGACCUUGUUUGGCGGCGAGGAGCCGCUGCAGUCUCCUGUCGGAUGUGUCGGCGGGCUGGGGAGCAGCGGAGGGGACGUCGUCCUCAUCCUCGUCGCCCUCGUCUUCGCCGCGACCCUCCGCCCACUUGGGCGCCUGACUCACAUACACACACACACCGCACCAUGCACCAGAGGCUCCCUCCUUGCGUGUAUGUGUGUGGGUCUCUCUGCCUAUCCAUGUGCAGGCGAGGCACCUUGCCGGGGAAGUAUCUGGCGACUCCUUUGGAUGGAUCAUACUUUGGCUUGGCUGCUGACAGCGGGUCAGCGCCGCGGAACAGAAUGCUGUGGGGAUCUGCCGCACCUGUCAGAUGACACAGACAAUCAACACAGACAGACAACCAUGUGCGCACAAAGUGAAUCAACGACACACAGCGUGAGCGUGUUCCUCCUCGACAUACUCAUCGUGGAUGCGUCGGUUUCCUCUUCCCUUUCCUUCUCCUCCC